Molecule: messenger RNA, 534 nt
Organism: Saccharomyces paradoxus
Lineage: Eukaryota; Fungi; Ascomycota; Saccharomycetes; Saccharomycetales; Saccharomycetaceae
Gene: MRPL36
Product: mitochondrial 54S ribosomal protein bL31m
Exons: 1
Coding region: 1-534 (177 amino acids)
Biological process (GO): mitochondrial translation
Cellular component (GO): mitochondrial large ribosomal subunit
Molecular function (GO): structural constituent of ribosome
Source: RefSeq, a predicted model, not a curated record
AUGCUGAAGUUUAUAUUCGCGAAGCGAUUUGCUUCUACAGGGUCAUAUCCUGGUUCCACAAGAAUCACUUUGCCAAGAAGGCCUGCAAAAAAAAUUCGGUUGGGGAAGUCACGACCGGCUAUUUAUCACCAAUUCGAUGUCAAAAUGGAGUUGAGUGAUGGCAGUGUAAUUAUCCGGAAAUCACAAUACCCAAAGGGUGAAAUCAGAUUGAUUCAAGACCAAAGAAAUAAUCCGCUGUGGAAUCCUAGCAGGGAUGACCUAGUCGUCGUGGAUGCUAACUCCGGUGGCAGCCUCGACAGAUUCAAGAAGAGGUAUAGUUCUUUGUUUUCUGUCGAUUCCGCACCCAUAAGUUCUGGCCCUGAAGAACCUGAAAUAUCUAAAGAGAGUAAAAAGGAAGCACAGGUUGAAAAGGAAGAGAAGAAAGAAGUUUCAGAAAAAACAUUUGGUAUGGAUGACUAUCUAUCGCUGUUAGACGAUAGUGAACAACAAAUCAAAUCAGGUAAGUUGGCCAGUAAGAAGAGAGACAAGAAAUAA